Messenger RNA from Macroventuria anomochaeta, 1532 nucleotides. RefSeq lists its product as uncharacterized. The record is from RefSeq and is a predicted model, not a curated record. Lineage: Eukaryota; Fungi; Ascomycota; Dothideomycetes; Pleosporales; Didymellaceae. The coding region runs from base 135 to 1487 and encodes 450 amino acids. The transcript has a single exon.
CGUGGAGGCUGAGCUGCCUUGGCACCUGACCCCGUGAAGCCUACCCCAGUCUCAAGCACAGCACAAGAACCCUAAUAAUCUUUCCUAAGUGGACCUACUCUUACAGGAUUGACAGCGAUGGUGUAUCCGACAGAAUGACGGCUAUCGUCCACCCCAAAACCGCCUUGAUCGCAACACAGGAGCCGGACGACAAGACAUUCAUAAAGCCAUCUGAUUCCAUCAAAAUCGACAUCACUCGGCUUCCAGCAGACAAAGAUGAGCUCGAAGACACCACACCAGCAACUACUGGUCCCAGCCGGACGGCUCUUCACAUCUACUUCGAACCCACUUGCGGCCACAAACUAAUCACCCCCACCCUCUCCCCCUCCCAAGAGCGGCGCUGGGGUCCCUCCCCAAAACAGCAAAAAGCGCGGCGUAUAGCAAAAAAGGAAGCGAAGAAGCUGCGUGAAACAAACCGAGUCUCUCCAUCCUCGCUGACACCUCCCGGCCCUCCCCCACUUCCGGUCUCAACAGAACCAGUGCAAGCGGAGGAGGGGAGUUACUUCCUACACACCCCAUAUGUGUCCUUUCACCUCCCUCCUUCAGUCUUAUAUGUAGGAAGUGAGAGAUAUGCGCCGAGUAGGCCCGUGGCGCUGGUGCACGGAGGCUGGUUCUGGCGCUCCUACAAAAUCCAACUCGGUCCCUCACUUGCUAUAUCUGGUGUCAUCGAUCCGCGCGGCGUGGUCUCCUAUCAACACAACGGUGGCGACAAGAAGACCCUACAGCGCAACGAGGCUCAUGGUGACGGGAGGAUGCUCAAGGGGUAUAAGGUAAGGGGGUGGAGACUCUGGGGCGAGACGGGGAAGAGCUACGUCCAUACAAUCCGCUCCAACCGCAAAGCUGGUAUAUCGUUCGACGACCCCGACAUCGAAAACAAGCAUGGAGAAGGGAGAACUAGAGAGAAAGUAAAAGCCGAUGAGGUAGUCUACCUCCGCUGGACAACACCGCUGAGCCGGCAAACGCGGUGCUACACCUUCCAGUACAGAGGGAUUGAGUUCCAGUGGAAAGGUACGGGGACGGUGAGUGAGGGGAGAAGGUGCGGAUGGUUGCUAAGAUUCUGCCAUCUCAAGCUCGUCGCUCAGAUCCCCUUCAACUCCAAACCACACGCAGGGAAAGAGGACGGGAUGAGAGAAGUCUGUUUGGCAAAGUACACAUCCUCGAUCGCCACGGAGAAGAGCGGAGCGCUUGAAAUCUUCGACAGCGUUGUGUUGAGAUUUGUGCAAGAUUGUGUGCCGGGUUUACUUGUCAAAGAGGUGCUAGGGGAGGAGAAAGGAGUCGAUGGGGAUGGGGAUGAGGAGGAUAAGAUUGCGAGAUUGAAAGGGGGAGUUUUGUAUCAGGUGAUUGUGGCUACAGUGUUGUGUAUGGUGAAUGCGGAGAAGGAGAAGAGGCAUACGCUUAUUGAUCUUAUCAUUGGUGCUGGAGAGAAUGCCGGGAACGGUGGGGGCUGAGGUGUUCAGGAGUCUUGUCUUUCAACGCUGUCUAAUGGUGCAGUA